Molecule: messenger RNA, 3266 nt
Organism: Sebastes umbrosus (honeycomb rockfish)
Lineage: Eukaryota; Metazoa; Chordata; Actinopteri; Perciformes; Sebastidae
Product: transcription factor IIIB 90 kDa subunit-like
Exons: 19
Coding region: 327-2387 (686 amino acids)
Biological process (GO): transcription by RNA polymerase III; DNA-templated transcription initiation; transcription preinitiation complex assembly
Cellular component (GO): nucleus; transcription preinitiation complex; transcription factor TFIIIB complex
Molecular function (GO): RNA polymerase III general transcription initiation factor activity; RNA polymerase III type 3 promoter sequence-specific DNA binding; TBP-class protein binding
Source: RefSeq, a predicted model, not a curated record
UAAACAACGUCUUGCCACCUUGCCACCCCUCCGGUCCGAGUUGGUCUCGUCCGUGUGUCCAGCAUCAAACGCACAUGUUGGGUGUGUUGUGUUGAGGAUUGCAGCGAUAUUACAGCAUUUAGUGAACCUCUGCGCUGUUACGUUGCUGUCUGCUCUCUAAUGAUCACCGUUACAAUGCGUUAAGUGUUACAGGCAUUGAGAAACACUGAAAACAAUCAGCUUUAUAGUAGGAAACACUUGUUGUGAGGAGGUUGACACGCGUCCCAGCGUGUCUGCAGACGGUUCCUGUUCACCUGUGAAGGCUUUGAGGCUCGCCGUGUGACGCCAUGAGUUCCAAGGUGUGUAAGAACUGCGGCAGCUCGGACAUCGACGUGGACCACGCCCGCGGCGAUGCCGUCUGCAUGACCUGCGGCUCCGUGCUGGAGGACAACAUCAUCGUGUCCGAGGUGGAGUUCGUGGAGACGGGAGGCGGAGGCUCGUCGGCUGUGGGACAGUUCGUCUCCUCUGAAGCUGGAGGUGUCAACCCGACAUUUGGAGACAACCACUUCACCGGUGUUGGGAGGGAGUCCAGAGCUCAGACGGUGCAGAGAGCGAGACAUAACAUCAACUCCCUGGGUCACCAGCUGCAGAUGAACAAGCACUGUCUGGACACGGCCUUGAACUUCUACAAGAUGGCGCUCCAGAAACACCUGACCAACGGCCGCAAGACCGCCCACAUCAUCGCCGCGUGUCUCUACCUGGUCUGCCGAACCGAGGGAACGCCACACAUGCUGCUGGACUUCAGUGACAUCCUGCAGGUUAACGUCUACGUGCUGGGAAGAACCUUCCUCGUUCUGUCCAGAGAGCUGUGCAUCAACGCCCCGGCUAUAGACCCGUGCCUGUACAUCGCCCGCUUCGCCCAGCUGCUGGAAUUUGGGGAGAAGAACCACGACGUGUCCAUGACGGCCAUGAGACUGGUGCAGAGGAUGAAGAGGGACUGGAUGCACACGGGACGAAGGCCGUCGGGACUCUGUGGAGCAGCUCUGCUUGUUGCCGCUCGUAUGCACGACUUUCGCCGCACCACCAAAGAAAUCGUCAGCGUUGUGAAAGUGUGUGAAACCACGCUAAGAAAAAGACUUAUAGAGUUUGAGGACACACCCACCAGUCAUCUGACCAUCGAAGAGUUCAUGAAGAUGGAUCUGGACCAAGAGUGUGACCCGCCCUGCUUCACAGCCGGACUGAGGAAGAAAAAAUUCAAUCAGCUGGAGAUCGAGCUGAAGAAACAGAUGGAUGACGUGGAAGAUGAAAUUCAAGGCUAUCAGGACGAAAUAGACGCAGAGCUUCAGGACUGUCGACCCAAACUGAGAGGAGUUUACGCCGCCUACGCUAAGAUAGACGGUGAAAAGGCCGAUGGCGACGUCCUCUCCACAUCGACGGCAGACUGCGAGGAACCAGGAGAGGAAGAGGAGCUCCAGGCCGUGGCCAAGCACUUUGGCAAAGACCUCGACGAGCUCACGCUGGAGGCUCUGAUCAAACUGGAGCAGAGGAGACCAGAGGGGGAAGAGGAGAACCAGGACCAGGAGGAGGAUGUCCCGAAGCGAAAAGCCCCGUCGCUGGAGUCCAUCCUGGGCCCGAUGCCCACGGCAGCCACGCUCGGCCUCCCCGAGUCCAUCGGCGACUGCAUCGGGGACGGGAAGGAGAACGAUGGUGCUGCUGACAGCGGGGAGCUGGACCUGAGUGGGAUCGAUGACACCGAGAUAGAGCUGUAUCUGCUGAGUGACACAGAAAUCAAAGUGAAGACGGCGCUGUGGAUGGCAGAAAACUCCGACUACCUCAAAGAGCAGAAAGAAAAGGAAGCAAAGAUAGCGAAGGAGAGAGCCCUCGGGAUCUACAAAGAAAAGAAGCCCAGAGGACCCACGAGGAAGCACCCCCCGAUCCGAGCCAACACCGCAGACGAGGCCAUCGAGAUGAUGCUGGAGCAGAAGAAGAUCUCCUCCAAGAUCAACUACGACGUCCUGAAGGACCUCAACAUCAAGCCCGGCGCCAGCCCGGCUCGCCAGGCCGAGUCCCCGAAGAGGGAACCGUCUGCCGCCAAACUGACCGGACGCUACCGCAAACCUGUUCGAGCUCCUCUCAGCCUCAGCACGCCGCUCAGCACCCUGGGAAAAAGGUUGCAGCCGUUCAUCACUGGACAGCCCAGCAAGAAGCUCGCUGUGGAGCAGAUUGCCAACUCCAGCUCCCUGCCGGUGCCCGUGGGAGCCCCCGCUGCGGUGGUGGAGAGCGGGCCGGUCGUCUAUGACGAUGUGGCCGGUGAAGAGGAAGAGGAGGAGGAAGAGGAGGCUUGUGUCAGCGCCAUGGAUCUGAUGGGCAGCAACGAUUAUGGCAGUGAUGCAGAUUACGAGGAUUGAUUCAAGCAGUGGUCUAUCCUGGGAUUUUAUCCCCAACUUGUACGGACAAUUUUGGAUCCUCAAGUGUAUCAAAUGUUUACUACCAGGGACACACAAUGGCUUCAGCUACAGAUGGGAGCUGUGAUGCCAAGAGGAACGAGGAAGUCCUAUCAGGAGGAAAUGGGGACGUUUGUGCAAGAAAACAAACACUGGGGAUAAAAAAAUCACACUCCUUGUGCCAUUUGGCAUCCCCAACUGGACUGAACUGGGAGGACUCGCUGCUUGGAUGCUGACUGAGAUGGUGAAGUGGGAAUGAGGGAUAUAAGUAUAUUAAUCGGUGUCGGUCACAGGCCGCCUGUAGGGGUGAUACUGCAAUAUAAAACAGAGGAAACACACCAGUAAGCUCGGGUUAGUUGAUUUACAGGUUAGAAGACAUUUAGGUUAAAACUGGGAUAAACAUUUAGACGACUAGGUUCCAUAUAACUGUUGUUAUAUCAGCAUUUAAAGGAAUACUUCACCCCUAAAAUGAUCAUUUGUAUAUUAAUUACUCACCCCGUGUUACCUUGAAUUCUUGGAGAAAACUUCUCUCAAACCUCCACCGUGAACGAAGCAUAAAAAAACAGAGAAACGUCUUGAUGAAUUGAAGUAAAAGGAGGUCGCGUUUAAAACUAUAUCAAAACAUCCGUUAACAAACUCUCACACAUCUCGUGCUGUAUAAUCUAAAAAAGUCUCAUUUAUCCAGUCGGAUGCUCACGACUCCCCAAACACAUACAUCUUCACUAAAACCUGAAGAAACACUUUAUAAUAACUAUCGUUUAUAAAUGGUGAAUUGAUAGUUAAUUAAACUUAUUUAAUAGAUAUUUUACUCUUAACAAUGACAUGAUAAUUAAUAAUGUUUAC